AUGCCUCUUUUUGGUAAGUCUCAAAAAAGCCCAGCGGAGCUUGUGAGAUCAUUAAAAGAUGCAGUCACUGCUUUAGAAAGAGGCGAUAAGAAAGCUGAAAAAGCUCAAGAGGAUGUGAGCAAGAAUUUGGUUUUGAUAAAGAACAUGCUAUAUGGUACAUCCGACGCAGAACCACAAACGGAUAUUAUUGUAGCACAGUUAGCUCAGGAACUUUACAACACCAACUUACUGCUGCUUCUUAUUCAGAAUUUAAAUCGAAUUGACUUUGAAGGCAAGAAGGAUGUUGCGCAAGUGUUUAACAAUGUUCUUAGACGUCAGAUUGGCACCAGGUCUCCCACAGUUGAGUACAUAUGCACCAAGCCGGAGAUACUGUUUACCUUGAUGUCUGGGUAUGAACACCAGGAAAUUGCAUCGAACUGCGGUACAAUGCUUAGAGAAUGUGCAAGAUAUGAGGCAUUGGCUAAGAUAAUGUUGUAUUCAGAUGAUUUUUACAAUUUCUUCCGUUAUGUAGAAGUUUCCACUUUUGAUAUUGCCUCAGAUGCCUUUUCUACUUUUAAGGAAUUGCUAACGCGACAUAAAAUGUUGUGUGCCGAGUUUUUAGAAACAAACUAUGAUAAGGUGUUUAGUCACUAUCAGCGGCUACUCAACUCUGAGAACUAUGUGACUCGACGGCAGAGCUUGAAGCUGCUCGGAGAGUUGUUACUGGACCGUCACAACUUCUCUAUUAUGACACGUUACAUCACAAACCCUGAUAACCUUAAGCUUAUGAUGAAUAUGCUUAAAGAGAAGUCACGUAAUAUACAGUUUGAAGCUUUUCACGUUUUUAAGGUAUUUGUAGCUAAUCCAAAUAAACCAAAACCAAUAUUGGAUAUUUUGCUAAGAAAUCAAGACAAACUGGUAGAUUUCCUUACUAAGUUUCACACAGACCGCUCUGAGGAUGAGCAGUUCAAUGAUGAGAAGGCUUAUCUUAUAAAGCAAAUUAAAGAACUGAAGCCCUCGGAACACUAA
Arctia plantaginis is the source of this 1008-nucleotide messenger RNA. The record is from the annotation of a GenBank genome assembly. NCBI's taxonomy places the organism in Eukaryota, Metazoa, Arthropoda, Insecta, Lepidoptera, Erebidae.